GUUGUUAUUGUGUGGACGUUUAUCGACAGCGAGAGGUUAUCAUCUCAUUCGUCGCCGCACAGUCGCUUAAGCUAUACUUACUUGUGCAACUAUGUAAAAUAAAAUCGAAAUGCGUUUUGUAUUCCUGUUAUUAUUAGUUUCGUGUUUGUUGUGCGUGUGUGUACCUGUGCUGUGCUCCGACAUGAUCGUCGGCGAUACUGUUCACCGGAAAAUGAUUUUCCAUCAGAGGGUCAAAGAUUUUGCGAUACCCUUCAAAAAGAGAGUAAAGACUUUAACGUUCAGUGAUCCAGAAAAGAGGAUGAUUAAGGGCAUAGCAGUAAUAGACAAUGACUUCUCCCAUGCAAGUGCCAAUAUAACUGAUGGAGGAGUAGGAUACUCCUACGUCACAGUUCGAAUGAAGAGUCAAAGGCAUCAUCCUCUAAACUUCGAAGUAGAAAUAUACGUCUAGUCAAAGACGAGAUCAGAUCACAUAGGACUGUAAAAACAGCUUUAAAAUCCAACAUGGUGCAGUGAUUGGACACUGGUGUGCUAAAUGAUGCAAUACUUUUAGCAAUAGUUAUAGAAAUAAGUGUCUAUAAGGUUUAUAUUAGCUUAAACUGUUUUCUUUUGUAAUUUUAUUGAUCUACCACCAAAUAUAAUUAGCAUCUUAUUAGUAAUUUCGAAACGAGGAUUCGUAAUCUUUUGUGAAUAUAAUUCUCUCUAUUAGGUAAGCAUGCCAAAAGUUAAUGUAAUGUUUAGUUUAGUAAGAACCAUUGUGUCUUUGUAUACAGCAAGGUACUGGUGCCAAAGGGAUCCCCUACAGCAGGAUGACUAAGCGAUAUCGCCGUCUCGCCUAAUGUCACUAUUAGUAGCCG
Molecule: messenger RNA, 854 nt
Organism: Spodoptera exigua (beet armyworm)
Lineage: Eukaryota; Metazoa; Arthropoda; Insecta; Lepidoptera; Noctuidae
Source: the annotation of a GenBank genome assembly